This is a messenger RNA of Photinus pyralis (common eastern firefly), 1568 nucleotides long. Its product is annotated as probable cytochrome P450 305a1. Lineage: Eukaryota; Metazoa; Arthropoda; Insecta; Coleoptera; Lampyridae. The record is from RefSeq and is a predicted model, not a curated record. Gene Ontology annotation, molecular function: oxidoreductase activity, acting on paired donors, with incorporation or reduction of molecular oxygen, reduced flavin or flavoprotein as one donor, and incorporation of one atom of oxygen; heme binding; iron ion binding. The transcript has 6 exons. Gene Ontology annotation, biological process: xenobiotic metabolic process. Bases 40 to 1566 code for a protein of 508 amino acids. Gene Ontology annotation, cellular component: cytoplasm; intracellular membrane-bounded organelle.
AACACGCCAUUUUAUUUUAUUACCGUAUAGUGCAAAAUUAUGCGUAGUCAGUCCGAAGAAAUGCUGUUAUUACUCGUUAUCGCUCUCAUUUUUUUGGUUAGUGUUCUUCUCUACUACUCGUCGAAGAAGCCUCACAAUUAUCCUCCAGGGCCACCAUGGCUGCCAGUCGUCGGAAGCUUGCCGUACGUACGCAGAUUCUCAAAACGCGUCGGUAGAGGUCAGCACGACGUACUACGGGAGAUGUGCAAGCACUGGAACACCAACGUGCUCGGUCUCAAGGCGGGCGAACAGCUCCUCGUCGCCGUCUGCGACUACCCCAUCAUAAAGAAGAUGUUAGACAGCGAGGUCUACAACGCAAGACCGAACAACUUCUUCGGCAAACUGCGCACGAUCGGUUCCGGUCCGGGCAUAACCUGCGCCGAGGGAAAGCUGUGGGUCGAGCAGAAGCGAUUCAUCGUCCGUCACCUGCGCGACAUCGGACUCGGCAAGGAAAUCAUGGAGGAAAAGAUUCGCGAGGAGAUCGAGGACGUCACCUGCGCGAUCGACGAACAGAACGGGACGGUCGAGAUCGGACGGCUCGUACAACCGGCCGUUAUAAACCUGAUCUGGUUCUUGGUCGCCGGAGCCCGCAUUAAGAAGAACGAGGCGCAGUUCGAAAGACUGCUCGAACUUCUGGAGCGAAGAAGCAACGUGUUCGACAUGGCGGGAGGGAAGCUGGGUUAUUUUCCCUGGCUAAGGUUCAUCGUUCCGGAAGCUAUCGGUUAUAAUUUAAUUAAGAGGCUGAACGCGGAGUUGAACGAGUUCCUAAUGGAGACGAUCGAGGACCAUCAGAGGAGGUGGGUGGAGGGUUGCGAGAGCGAUCUGAUGUACGCGUUUAUUACCCAAAUGAAAGCGAUGGGUGGCGCGUCCACGAAUUUCACCAGCGAGCAACUGCUGAUGGUUUGUCUCGAUUUGUUCGUCGCCGGUGCCCAUUCUACUAGUAGCACUCUGGACUAUGCCUUCCUGAUGAUGCUGCUGCAUCCGGACGUGCAGCUGAAGGUUCAACAGAUUCUAGACGCGAACUUCGGCAGGGAGCACAAGUUCAGCUACCCCGACUGGAGAAGAGUGCCGUAUGUCCAGGCCGUUCUACUCGAAGUCCAAAGGUAUUGUAGUGUCAUUCCAAUUGCAUCCCGUCGCGUUUACAAGGACGUAGUCCUGGAAGGUUACAACAUACCGAAGGACACAACGGUUUUAGUGAACUUACAGGCGGUUCUCAUGGACGAAACCAUUUGGGGAGAUCCUCGAGUUUUUCGACCCGAACGAUUUCUAGACGGAGACAAGCUCGCCUCGUUUGAUGAAUUCGUGCCGUUUUCCACAGGAAGGAGGAAGUGCUUAGGAGAACCGUUCGCCAAAACCUGCCUCUUUAUAUUUUUUGCGGAAAUUAUACGGAAAUAUUCUAUAGUUCCAUUAAAGGGAAGGCCUCUGCCGACGACGGCGCCACUGCCGGGAAUUAUAGCGCUACCGCAGAGGUAUAGCGCCCAGUUUAUACGACGCUCAGAGCUUUACGUUAAUAUUAAAGUAGUUUAGUG